Molecule: messenger RNA, 7066 nt
Organism: Xyrauchen texanus (razorback sucker)
Lineage: Eukaryota; Metazoa; Chordata; Actinopteri; Cypriniformes; Catostomidae
Exons: 13
Coding region: 182-1456 (424 amino acids)
Source: RefSeq, a predicted model, not a curated record
UUCGACUGGUUCAGUGCAGCCUGGACUACGCAGCUCUACCUAGUACAUCCAUGAAUACCUUUUAAUUUCAGGUCAAACUGCUGUGACAAGAUCGUGGAGCUACAAUCGGGUUCACUCUGUGGGUUUUUGUACUGAUGUCACCAUAGCUCAUCCUAUUGACUGCACAACCCCAUAACACAAAAUGGAGGGGUCUGUGGUAAGCAACCUUAUAGACUUUGACUUGCCCUCAGAAAGCACAGCACCUAUUGGUCCUGGGGUGAACUUUUUCUCAGCUGAGCCUCUUGUCCCUGAGCCUAUUUUUGGCAUCACCAUGGAGCCCCUUCUAACGGAGCCCAUAGCCCCCACGCACACCACCCACAGAGGAGAAGAUGAAGGAAGUAACAGUGAUGCUACCGAGUCUGCCGACAGUGAGAACGAGGGCACAGGAUCCCCAUCGCACGUCUCAAGCAUGCGGCGUUCCUCAUCCUGCUCUAAUCACAGUGCGGAGGAUGCAGAGGAGACAGAAAUCAGAGCAUUCAUGAAAACCUAUGUGCAAAAGCUCUUCCAUGAAAGAGAGGACUUUGAUCACGAGGAGAAGGCUCGCUUUGGAGAGCUUUGCACUGGAGAGAACGUGAAGGGAAGGGAGUGGUUUGCCAAAUAUGUCAGUGCAGAGCGCUGUCACUCCAAAUGUGUGUGCGAACAGACGUUCUACAGGCUGGUGCAGUCUUUCGCUGUUGUCUUGUUUGAAUGUUACCAGAAUGAUGAUUAUAGCCCCGCCAAACACCUCAUGACCAUGUGCUUCACAUAUUACUACAUGGGUAAGUCCCAGCUGUCUCCCACAGAGCUGCUGGAGAGGCCCAGUGGGGGGAUUGACUCAUACCUGCACAGUGGAAAGGUCUGGCUCUCAGGGAAGAAGGACAUCGCAGAGAGACUGCUCAAAAACACCUCUGCCAAAACCGAUGUUAAAGGAUUCUUUGGGGGCCUUGAAAGCAAACUGAGAGGACCAUUGGGCCAAAAGAAUGAGGAUACUGACAGAGCAGCUGAGCAGAAGACCAAAACUCCUGUUUCUCCCACACUUUCCCCGGAGAGGAAGGAAGAAGAGAAGAUUUACCUGUAUACACACCUUAAACAGCAGCCUAUUUGGCACACUCUGAGGUUUUGGAAUGCUGCAUUUUUUGAUGCCGUCCAUUGUGAGAGAAACAAAAGAUCCCCCACUACCAGGCGGACGGCUGAGGAAGAGAAAGAUGAAAGAGAAAAAUGGUGUCAUAUGACCCAGGAAGAGAAAGAUGAUAGCUCCAGAUUUGAUGAAAACAUUACGUUCGGUCAGCUGGGAACAUUCACCCAUAACAUGGUUGCUUUUGGACUGAGCAAAAAACUAUGCAAUGACUUCUUAAAGAAGCAGGCAGUCAUUGGAAAUCUGAAUGAAGAGCAAAACAAGCUGCUGUGCGAUCAUAUUGAGCAGAUGGCUGCCGAGUGAACGGAAAAUCAAAGACUCAAUCCAAACUCUACCAUCCACAUGAGUUCAACUUUAACCAUUCAGUCACUAAUGAUCAGUAUUCCUCAAAUGCAACACGGUUUCACCUCAAUAAUCACCCUACUACCAAACAUUUGAGAAAGUUAUGCUACGCAAACUGUUGAUAUAGAUCAUCUUAAAUCCAUGAUGCAUCAGUGUACCUCUGUAAUGUGGACAGUUCAUUGUUGUCCUAACAGUUACAGUUUAUUCUUAUGUAACUGAAUAUGCACAUAUACUGGAAUAGCAAUAUAACUAAGCUUUCUGUCAUCUUGAGUCCUUAAACAUCAUUGCAAAGUAGUAUCUCAGUCAUAUUAUAUAAUAUGGAGUUAUAUUGUGUGAUGUGAACCUAAUGUUACAAAUAUUUGUUAUUUUCUCAAAUAGAUAUACCAUAUAUAUUACAAUGUGUUUACUGUUACUGAAGACAGCGUAAUCUGCGUAUAGAGAGUGGCGGAACUGCAACUCUGUACAUAUCGUAAAUGGGUCAUUCCUACAAUUCGGUGACAUUCCGGCUUUGAAACUUUUGAAAAAUAAAACAUACUUUGACAAGUUUUUUCAUGUUCCAUCAUUACAGGGACACAUUAAAGAUUGUAUUAGUCAUACAAUUCAAGCUAAAUUAAUAGACAAUUCAGAUCCAGUUAAAUGGGCAGCAUUAGGGUGAACAAUAUAAGGGAGGACAUUCAGUGGAUAAAUUAGCCACUUUAAAAUAUAUUUCCCAUAUAUCUUCCCAUAAUAUGGUGGUCAUGUUAUGCUUGACCACAUAUGACGAACACCACAAAAUAAAGGAAAACAUAAAUAAAACAAGAGUUAUAAACUUCAAGUCAUUUUGCGGAAUGGGUGAUGUACACCUCCAGUGAGUGUGAUUAAAUUUCCUAUCAUGCAGUAACUCUUCAAUGAAAGGUCAUAAUAUCAUGACAUAACAGUGUGCGCAAUAAAUCAAGGGACACACAAAAAACUACUAUCAGUGUUAAAAUACAUGUUAGUGAGAGAAUGUAACAUUACAUUCUUAACUGUAUUUGGAGGAAAAUAGUAAUCCAAUGAUUUAGCAUUUAUGUUUGUCGUGCAGGUUUCGGGACACAAGGAUUUCAAUUAUUUAAAAUAAAAUUUUUAGCCCACAGAAGUGUGUAAUAUUAUAAAAAGUCUUUAUUCUUUUUAAUUGUAUUCGGGUUAAAUUAAACCAUAUAAAUACCACACACAAUUAUACUUAAAUGACAUAGAAUUGUUGGAAUGAGCCACAUUUACAGGCGUUCCUGCGUGAGACGCUGCUCUACAUUGAAAAACAGCAUGGAUGGAUGCAAAAACGCAUUCAGUGCGAAUGUCCCCUAUUAACUUUAAAAUGAAAAACGCUUUAAUACAAUGACCAGGAAGAAGAGAGAAAGAGAGAUAAAAGGCCUAACAUGAAAAUAGUGUAUUUAUCUUUGGAUUAGUGCCAUUGCUUUGAUAGUAAAUAGUGUUUAUCACAAAGGAAAUGUAAUCCUGUUAAGUGUUUUAACUAAACCUGUAAUACUGUACUUUUAUUUUGAUUUAAUGCAGUUUUUCUUACCUCUCUCUCUCUCUCUCUCUCUCUCUCUCUCUCUCUCUCUCUCUCUAUACCAGAACGAGCUCUGACAUAUGCAAUAAAAUGCAAUGGCAUGUCAUGAAUAGGUGCGUAUAACAAGUGGGUAUACCAAGGGUAUAUGCAAAUAUUGAUCCUUAGAAGUUAUACGCAACAGCCCUGGGAAAAAAGUACAUGCAUAUGGCCCUGACUACACUGCUCUCCAGUUGACUUUUAUGUACUCUAAUGUACAUUUACAGAAAUGUAGUACUAAAGUGUUCUUUAAGCAAAUACACCUUAAAAUCACUGAACAAAAAAAGUACAUCUAAAGGCCAGUUCACAGUGCCUCAACAAACUUCAACAAACAUUUGUUGAGAUUUGGUGGGUCAGUGUGUUCACCCUGUUGUUUGUAGUGGGAAACAGUGUUUGUUAGGGUGAUUUGACAAUGAUAAUUAUCUUUCCCAACAUUCUAAAUUCAACUGCCAACUUUAAAAUUUAGAGUUUGUUGGGGCAGUGUGAAUUGGCCUUCAGAUGCACAGCUGUAGGCCCCCUUUAGCUUUAGCCUUCCAUCUAAUUUUACAUUAAAGGCUAAUUCCCACUGCCUCUACAAACAAAAGUUGGCUGCUAGAUUUAGAAUGUUGGAAAACACAGCUGUUAUUGACACACUGCCUCAACAACAACAACAUUUCAAAUAUUCUAAGUUGUCAGUUAGAUUUAGAAUGUUGGAAAACACAGCUGGUAUUGACACACUGCCUCAACAACAACAAUAUUUAAAAUAUUCUAAAGUUGUCAGUUAGAUUUAGAAUGUUGGAAAACAACUGUCAUUGUCACACUGCCCCAACAAACACCAGCAUUUCAAACAUUCUAAAGUUGGCAGUUUGAUUUAGAAUGUUGGAAACAUAACUUUAAAUAUCACACUGCCCCAACAAACACCAACAUUUCAAACAUUCUAAAGUUGAUGUUUCGAUUUAGAUUGUUGGUAACAUGACAGUCAUUGUCACACUGCCCCAACAAACACCAGCAUUUCAAACAUUCUAAAGUUGGCAGUUUGAUUUAGAAUGUUAGAAACAUAACUUUAAAUAUCACACUGCCCCAACAAACACCAACAUUUCAAACAUUCUAAAGUUGAUGUUUCGAUUUAGAUUGUUGGUAACAUGACAGUCAUUGUCACACUGCCCCAACAAACACCAGCAUUUCAAACAUUCUAAAGUUGGCAGUUUGAUUUAGAAUGUUGGAAACAUAACUUUAAAUAUCACACUGCCCCAACAAACACCAACAUUUCAAACAUUCUAAAGUUGAUGUUUCGAUUUAGAUUGUUGGGAACAUGACAGUCAUUGUCACACUGCCCCAACAAACACCAACAUUUCAAACAUUCUAAAGUUGAUGUUUCGAUUUAGAUUGUUGGUAACAUGACAGUCAUUGUCACACUGCCCCAACAAACACCAGCAUUUCAAACAUUCUAAAGUUGGCAGUUUGAUUUAGAAUGUUGGAAACAUAACUUUAAAUAUCACACUGCCCCAACAAACACCAACAUUUCAAACAUUCUAAAGUUGAUGUUUCGAUUUAGAUUGUUGGGAACAUGACAGUCAUUGUCACACUGCCCCAACAAACACCAACAUUUCAAACAUUCUAAAGUUGAUGUUUCGGUUUAGAUUGUUGGUAACAUGACAGUCAUUGUCACACUGCCCCAACAAACACCAGCAUUUCAAACAUUCUAAAGUUGGCAGUUUGAUUUAGAAUGUUGGAAACAUAACUUUAAAUAUCACACUGCUCCAACAAACACCAACAUUUCAAACAUUCUAAAGUUGAUGUUUCGAUUUAGAUUGUUGGGAACAUGACAGUCAUUGUCACACUGCCCCAACAAACACCAACAUUUCAAACAUUCUAAAGUUGAUGUUUCGGUUUAGAUUGUUGGUAACAUGACAGUCAUUGUCACACUGCCCCAACAAACACCAACAUUUCAAACAUUCUAAAGUUGAUGUUUCGAUUUAGAUUGUUGGUAACAUGACAGUCAUUGUCACACUGCCCCAACAAUCACCAACAUUUCAAACAUUCUAAAGUUGAUGUUUCGGUUUAGGUUGUUGGUAACAUGACAGUCAUUGUCACACUGCCCCAACAAACACCAGCAUUUCAAACAUUCUAAAGUUGGCAGUUUGAUUUAGAAUGUUAGAAACAUAACUUUAAAUAUCACACUGCCCCAACAAACACCAACAUUUCAAACAUUCUAAAGUUGAUGUUUCGAUUUAGAUUGUUGGUAACAUGACAGUCAUUGUCACACUGCCCCAACAAACACCAGCAUUUCAAACAUUCUAAAGUUGGCAGUUUGAUUUAGAAUGUUGGAAACAUAAUUUUAAAUAUCACACUGCCCCAACAAACACCAACAUUUCAAACAUUCUAAAGUUGGCAGUUAGAUUUAGAUUGUUGGGAACACAACAGUCAUUGCCUCACUUCCCCAACAAACACCAUCUUUACCAACAUUUUAAAGUUGGGGGAUAGAUUUAGAAUGUUGGGAAUAUUCAUUGUCACACAACGGCAGUAAUGUUUUCAAACAUUUUAAUUGUAACAUUCAAAUUCAGAUUGUUUGAAAUCUUGGUAUUUGUUGGGAAGUGUGAUAGUGAUCAUUAUAUUCCCAACAUUCUAAAUCUACCUGCCAACUUUAGAAUGUCUGAAAUAUUUGUGUUUGUUGGGGCAGUGUGACAAUGACAGUUAUGUUGCCAAAAAUCUAAAUCUACAUGCCAACUUUAGAAUGUCUGAAAUAUUUUUGUUUGUUGGGGCAGUGUGACAAUGACAGUUAUGUUGCCAACAAUCUAAAUGUAACUGCCAAAUUUAGAAUGUUUGAAAUGUUGGUAUUUGUUGGGCAGUCACAGUGAAGCUGAUUGUUAGAUUUAGAAUGUUUGAAAACAUAACUGUCAUUGUCACACCACCCCAACAGGGUUAUCACACUGACCCCUAAAAAAACCCACAACCUUGGUAGUUGGUGUUAUAUUAGGCCAUGAGAAUUAGCCUUGACAUAAACUGAUGUCUUACACUGCUUUGUUCUAGUUUUAACUUUUACGAUGAUAUUUUUUAUUUAUUUUUUUACUCAAAGAAAUUCUAUACUGGGCCUGUUCCUGCCAUAUGUUCUUGGCAUUUGCACUUUUGGGGUUUUGUGUUCUUCCUGGAUGGAUAAAUUCAAUAUAAAUUGUGUUUUCUUUUGAUAUCCUCAUACAUGAGGACUGAGACUUGUCUAUUACCUUCUGCUCAAAGUGCCUUUGGUCAAUUACAAAGCAGCGAUCUUCCCUGGUCCAUUUUAGUGAAAACAAACUUGUGUCCACAUGCUGUUGUCCCCUUUAAUUCUCCACAAAACUGGUGGUGUUACUGGCUUAGUGGUCAUACGUUGAUGUGUUUGUCUAUGUAUAAUGCUUGCAGUUUGAAUUAAAAGCCAGUUAUUGAAAAAUGUAUCAUGUGGCUCUCUAAAGCAGAGCUGUUUUGGUGUUGUUUGUUUAGUGAAUGCAUGAAUUUUUUUUUACUAUCAACGUAUACUGUUGUGCAAUUAUAUUUCAAGCCAAUAGAGGGCAAACAUAACCCUCUACUUUGACUAGAUCAGUGGAGGUAAAUUUCAACCACCAAGUGGGGCGUUCAAGAGCUUCUGUUGAAUCAUAUGUCCUCCAUAUGAGGAAAACAAAAUUAAUGUAUUUGGUUUGUAAAUGCAGAGUGUUUUGAUAACAGAAUAAUGAGAAAUCAGAUGCUAAAUAUAGGCUGGUUUAAAGGGAUUGUCAGAUUUUUGGGCAUUUAUUUAUUUGAUGUCUGUAUGUGUUGUUUAUAAGUGAAUGAUCAUGUCAGGAAUGUGAUGGAUCCAAUUUGAUUUGGUCUUGUAUUUGCAUUUCAAAUAAUGUUGUUACUGUUGUGCAAAUUUAUGCCAAUGCUUAGCUCUGUGGUCUGUGUGAUAGUUUUCCCAAGUCCCCUGAAUUUCCUAUUGGAGCAUAUCUAAAAGCCAGUAAGAAGGUGUUGUCCUGUCUCUAAUGUGUAAAGUGUGUAUUAUUAAAAAUAAAAUACAAAUGAAA